Messenger RNA from Aureobasidium pullulans EXF-150, 1951 nucleotides. RefSeq lists its product as uncharacterized. NCBI's taxonomy places the organism in Eukaryota, Fungi, Ascomycota, Dothideomycetes, Dothideales, Saccotheciaceae. The coding region runs from base 106 to 1557 and encodes 483 amino acids. Gene Ontology annotation, molecular function: DNA-binding transcription factor activity, RNA polymerase II-specific; zinc ion binding. Gene Ontology annotation, biological process: regulation of DNA-templated transcription. The transcript has 3 exons. The record is from RefSeq and is a predicted model, not a curated record.
GAGAGCAAACUGAUCUCACAGAUUGUUACCCAAAUGUGGUAGCAGGUCUGGACAACAGGUACCUUGACGCGCGCGUGAUAUUGUGCCCUCAGAUCACUAGGCAGAAUGCGAUAUGCCGGAGACACGAGUUGUAGAGAGGAAGCGAGCAUACAAGCCCAGGACGCGAACUGGGUGCAUAACAUGCAGGUGAUCCGUCGAAUCAAAUGCGAUGAAACGCAACCGAGCUGUCAGAAAUGCAUAUCCACUGGCAGAAAGUGCGAUGGAUAUGUCGCAUCUCGAGCAUCAUCCCCGAGCCGUUACCGAGAACUCAGCUUGAAUGUAUUCAAAGCUGGAGAAGAAGCUGGCGCAAUCGAUUUCUUUCUUCGUAUCUCCAUCGACCAGUUUUCCGGGAGUUCUCCAUCAGAGUUUUGGAACCGUCAUGUUCUACAACUGGCGCACCAAGACAUCGGCACUCGACACGCACUCAUCGCCCUCGCUCAUCUUCACCGAGACUUCACGAGUCUCAAGAAUCAGUCGAGCCGAAGUCGGCCUGCAUUAAAUCAUUACGAUGCUGCGAUUCGACAUCAUAUCAGCUCGCUUUCGACCGGAAUGCAAGACACAAUCACAUCUGGAUCUGCAAUGACGACUGCUAUCAUUUUUAUAUGUAUCGAGAUAAUGCAAGGACAUCUUGCGAAUGCUGUUGCACUGCUUCAACGAUCUGUCGCUAUGUUACCAGCAGCCAAGGGCCAGCAUGUUUCAUUGUAUGAAGACCUCAUCUCUCGCCUACAAAUCCAUGCCAAGCGUCUCGUCAAUAAGAACAUAUUUGACUCAGGCUCGUCAGCCCAUACUUCGAAGGAGGUUGUCUCACAGUAUAAAGAACAAGACGAAUGGCGAAACUCAUGCCAAGAUUUAUUGAGAGAUUGUUCUGCGAUUUCUGGGAAUUUGUCCAUUGAAGAGAGAGUCCGACGAGUAUAUACAAUGUCAGGAACGCCAACUAACACCGAGGAUGCUGCUCCAAUCUCACGAGAAACUGCCGCGUACAACGCCGUGCAUAUACGCAGACUUCUUGAAACCACCAGCAUACUAGCAGAAGAAGCUCAAGACUUGAGCGAAGACAAGAGAGCCGUUAUAAGCGACUCGUUCCUUCCUCUUCAUCGUGCUAUUGUUUGCCUGGCGGAGGCAAACUUAGGUCUUACCAACCCAGAUUCGCGAAAUCAAGCACCACUCGCGCCUUCCUUCGCUCUCGAUAUGGGCGUCAUCGGACCACUUUACGAAGUUGCCCGACAUUGUCGAGAUCCUAUUCUUCGACGAAAAAUCGUAGAUUUACUACGCAAGUCGAACAGACAAGAAGGGUUACUGAACAGUUCUACUUACGCCCACAUCGUGGAAACAAUCAUUGAGAUUGAAGAGGACGGCCUCACAGACGUCCAGUCAAGCAAAGACAUACCUCUGCAUGCACGCAUAUCGCAGCAUUCCCUUUCAUUCGAUCUCCAGAAAUCAAAGCACACCAUUUCCUACAAGCCGCUUAUUGGAAGGGUGAACGAGCUCUGUCAUCGAGAAGUUCUGUGCCUUGAUUGAGACCUGCCAAGAUGUUCCUUCGAGCGGAUAGCAGUCAGGAAGAUGCGACAAACGGAAUUUCAUCGUCAUGCAACGCCUUUUUUGUCAAGUCUGGAAGAUUCCAUCGUCCUCUAAAUUCCGACAUGGUGUGCGAGCCCAGCCUACUAAGCGUCUUCACGUUUACGAGCAAAGAAUUUUUCGACGAAAAAAUGUCCAUCCCUUGAGGGCAUCGGCAGACACUUUGUUAUAAUGGCACUCCCCAGGGCAAUCGCAUCCGAAAAAUACAAGCUACCAUAGCUCGUGUCCAGUAGAGCGUAGGGUCACAAGAGAAGGGAAGACGAAUUCCAUCGACUGGAUCGCCUCGAGGCACUUCUGACAUCGAGAACUAAUUUCUGCAGGCUGUUGCUGCGCCUCC